Molecule: messenger RNA, 1614 nt
Organism: Miscanthus lutarioriparius
Lineage: Eukaryota; Viridiplantae; Streptophyta; Magnoliopsida; Poales; Poaceae
Source: the annotation of a GenBank genome assembly
AUGGAUCCCGGGCGCGUCCUGCGCAGUGACGGUCUGCAACCUCCAGCCGCGCCCGUAGUCGGCGAUGGCCGCGCUGGGGCCGAAGCUGAUGGGCUCUUCGCCAUCCCUAACGGCCUCGACGUGCAGCGCCGACGGGGCCCCGGGUUCGAGCUUGCGGUUGACGGCGUGCAGCGCGUAGCGGGCCGUCGUCCUUGCCGCGAACCGCCGAACCUUGCCGGAGCUCCUGCACGUCACCUCCAAGAACUGCCAAGUGGCAAGCAGACAGCAAGCGCGUUAGUUCGAGGAGAGCAGGUGCAGCAGGAGGAGGAGACCUUCCGCGGCAAGCAGACAGCAGACAACAAGCAGACCUUCCAUGGGAUGAAGAUGUACAAGAAGGUUCGUGGAGCUCUGUGCAGCAGGAGGAGAGCGGGUCUUACCAGUUGCGGUGGAGGAGAGUCGCCGCCGCCGUCCUUGCCUGGCUGUUGCGUGUCGCCGGGCUGCUGCGCCCGCCGCUCCAUCGCCGCCCGCGCUGACUCACGCCCCGCUAGGGCACACAAGUCGUUGUACCGUGAAGAGGGUAACGACAGCACGAAGUGGGUUCUGGACACGGGUGCAGCGUUUCACGUUACCUACGACCCCAGCUGGCUGCAUUGUUACCAACACCGGGCAAGUUGCAUGUGUGUUUCCCUUAAGGGAAGUGGGUCGGUGCAGACCAAGCUAUUCAAGUUGUCGGACGUACACUAUAUUCCAGGAAUGACACUCAACAUCAUCAGCGUGGGCAUGCUUAUCAAAAGUGGCUACAACCUGUGUUUUACUCCGGAACAUUGCUACGUAAGGGAUGUUAUGACUGGUCGUAUUGUUGGUGAGGGCAGCCGAAGCAGGGGCACCUACGUACUCGACUAUCUGAUCGUCGACCAGGGGAGGAAUUGGCGGCCUCAGGAUGAGCUCCGAGGUAUUAGGCCAUAUAGCCAUGCAACACUGCCUACGGAUCCAUUUACCGAGGAGGAUGGAGAAGACGACGAGCUCAAAGAUUCAACCGACAGAAAACCUGAAAUGUUUGGGCAAGGCAGGGAUCUGGAACUGGAUGUGAACCCUUCUAGUUGGUACCGCACUUGUGAAGCCCUUGUGGCGUCAACAGUAAAUCAGCAACCCGCGAAUUUGUUUCUUGUGGACUCGGGUGCAUAUUACCACAUCACUAAGGACCGAUCACUUCUACAAUUGUACCCUGCACAUCUAAACGUCAGGUCACCAAUAAAAUAUGUCACGGGAGUAUCCGGUGCCGUACUCGCAGUUACAGAAGUGGGCUACAUAGAUUGUCCUGAGGUAAGACUCGACGGUGUACUCUGUAUUCCCGGUGCGGUUGCAAAUCUGGUUUCCGUUGGCCAGAUUCUGAGCCAGUACCCUACAAUGCAAGUGCUGUUCACCUUUAAGGAGGGUGUUACAUUCAAGGAACCUAGUAGCUCUAUGAGGGGGAGGAUCAGGAAGAUUAUUGGGAAAGCCCGUAUGGAAGGCAAUCUUUUCGUGCUGGAAAAUCUCCGACCUGGACUUAAAUAUGUUAAGAACCUGAUUUGCUCCGUCGAAGAAUCUUCAGGAACGUCGUCUGAGCUUGAUUCACCCAUGCCUAUGGAGGAGUGA